Striga hermonthica is the source of this 1041-nucleotide messenger RNA. The record is from the annotation of a GenBank genome assembly. Lineage: Eukaryota; Viridiplantae; Streptophyta; Magnoliopsida; Lamiales; Orobanchaceae.
AUGAUGGCAUUAGUUUCGACACAUCAGUUGAAGGAUUCUUGUAGCAUUUUUCUCUCUGUCCCUUCAUCACGGAGCAGAGAGAGUAAGGUUAAUCAAUGUUUGCCGGCAUUUCUUACAGUCGGGAGAAAAGAUAGAUUAAUCUCUUUGAGACGCAGACCUUGUUUGAGUGUAGGCACUUCUCUUGCUCAUGGACAAAAGCCAAAAUUAUUUAAAAUAACUGCUUUCAAAGGCAGCAGUCAACGCGAUGAUUCUGGUGGCAAGGCUAAUGGCUCGAAGUCAUUACAUAAUCACGUCAAAGUUGUUUCUUAUUUGCAACAUGAGAGUGAAGAGCCCUCUGUGGACUCUUCAAAGGUACAGGAUAUUGUAGCUGCUCCUUAUACAGAAUCGGAUGACACUACAAAUAGGUCAAUGGCUAUACAAAAUUUAUUUAUGAAGUGGCUGAUGUUAAUUCGUACACCGUCACAAACACGAGAAUUCGAUGGAGCUCUGGGAGAACCUUCUCUGGUGAAAACAUCAGAAAUGCCAAACACUCCGCAAAAGCAAGAAAAAGCUGAUAUUUUUAAGGCGGCAUUGUGCUACUUCUGGGGGUUAGAUGCAACAAUAAAGAUACCCUUGCUAAUUUUCACCCCUUUGUACAUUGCAGUCAACAUUAUGUACGGAUCUGAGAUAUCAAAAGAUUUAACCCGCCUUUGGAUUAUGGGACCGCUGAUUACUGCUCUUUACGUGAAGAUUGUCAGCGCAAUAUGUGGGUAUUAUGUGUUUGCAAUCAAGCAGACGUUCAAAACAGUGAUGAAAAUACCCGUUUACGCUUCGCUCGUGCACGAGUACAUUUUUAAGGGGAAACUUAAAGAAGCAAUGCUGAUAUACAUAUGGGGCCAGCCUUUGGAAGUUAUAAAUAACACGGACAGGAACGUGUUAGUCGAGAAAAGAAUUGAGGAAUUUCGAGAAUGGUCGCACGAGAGUUACCUCGAUUUUCGCGAGUAUAUGUGGCCCUAUUACAGAGGACUGCUCAGGCUUCUGAGGAAGAUUCAUCUUCUAUAG